CGCGGCGUCCCGGGAGCUGGCGUCACCAUGGCGGCGGGAGUCGCGGCCUGGCUGCCGUUCGCCCGGGCAGCGGCCAUCGGGUGGAUGCCCGUGGCCAACUGCCCCAUGCCCCUGGCGCCGGCGGAGAAGAACAAGCGGCAGGACGAGCUGGUGGUCCUCAACGUGAGCGGGCGGCGCUUCCAGACGUGGCGGACCACGCUGGAGCGCUACCCGGACACGCUACUGGGCAGCACGGAGAAGGAGUUCUUCUUCAACGAGGACACCAAGGAGUACUUCUUCGACCGCGACCCCGAGGUGUUCCGCUGCGUCCUCAACUUCUACCGCACGGGCAAGCUGCACUACCCGCGCUACGAGUGCAUCUCGGCCUACGACGACGAGCUGGCCUUCUACGGCAUCCUGCCCGAGAUCAUCGGCGACUGCUGCUACGAGGAGUACAAGGACCGCCGGCGCGAGAACGCCGAGCGCCUCAUGGACGACAACGACUCGGAGAACAACCAGGAGGCGGCGCCGUCGCUCAGCUUCCGCCAGACCAUGUGGCGCGCCUUCGAGAACCCGCACACCAGCACCCUGGCCCUGGUCUUCUACUACGUCACGGGCUUCUUCAUCGCCGUGUCGGUCAUCACCAACGUGGUGGAGACGGUGCCGUGCGGCACGGUGCCCGGCAGCAAGGAGCUGCCGUGCGGCGAGCGCUACUCGGUGGCCUUCUUCUGCCUGGACACGGCGUGCGUCAUGAUCUUCACCGUGGAGUACCUGCUGCGCCUCUUCGCCGCGCCCAGCCGCUACCGCUUCAUCCGCAGCGUCAUGAGCAUCAUCGACGUGGUGGCCAUCAUGCCCUACUACAUCGGCCUGGUCAUGACCGACAACGAGGACGUGUCCGGGGCCUUCGUCACCCUGCGGGUCUUCCGAGUGUUCAGGAUCUUCAAGUUCUCCCGGCACUCCCAGGGCCUCAGGAUCCUGGGCUACACCCUGAAGAGCUGCGCCUCCGAACUGGGCUUCCUCCUCUUCUCCCUCACCAUGGCCAUCAUCAUCUUUGCCACGGUGAUGUUCUAUGCCGAGAAGGGCUCCUCGGCCAGCAAGUUCACGAGCAUCCCGGCGUCUUUCUGGUACACCAUCGUCACCAUGACCACUCUGGGAUAUGGAGACAUGGUGCCUAAGACAAUUGCAGGAAAGAUCUUCGGCUCUAUCUGCUCCCUGAGUGGGGUCCUGGUCAUUGCCCUGCCAGUCCCUGUGAUUGUCUCCAACUUCAGCAGGAUUUACCAUCAGAACCAGAGAGCUGAUAAACGUAGGGCACAAAAGAAGGCCCGUCUUGCCAGGAUCCGUGUAGCCAAAACAGGAAGCUCCAAUGCCUACCUGCACAGCAAACGCAACGGCCUCCUCAAUGAGGCACUAGAACUGACGGGCACCCCAGAAGAGGAGCACAUGAGCAAGACCACCUCCCUCAUCGAGAGUCAGCACCAUCACCUGCUGCACUGCCUUGAGAAGACCACUGGGUUGUCCUAUCUUGUGGAUGAUCCCCUGUUAUCUGUACGAACCUCCACCAUCAAGAACCACGAGUUUAUAGAUGAACAGAUGUUUGAGCAGAACUGCAUGGAGAGUUCAAUGCAGAACUACCCAUCCACGAGAAGUCCUUCUCUGUCCAGCCACCCGGGCCUCACUACCACCUGCUGCUCCCGUCGUAGUAAGAAGACCACACACCUACCCAAUUCCAACCUGCCAGCCACACGCCUGCGCAGCAUGCAAGAGCUCAGUACCAUCCACAUCCAGGGCAGUGAGCAGCCCUCCCUCACUACCAGUCGCUCCAGCCUUAAUUUGAAAGCAGACGACGGACUGAGACCAAACUGCAAAACAUCCCAGAUCACCACAGCCAUCAUCAGCAUCCCCACGCCCCCAGCUCUAACCCCAGAGGGGGAAAGCCGGCCACCCCCUGCCAGCCCAGGCCCCAACACGAACAUUCCUUCCGUAGCCAGCAAUGUUGUCAAGGUCUCCGCCUUGUAAAAUCCCUGGACAGAGGGCCAGAGGGGGUAGCGAGGAGUCAAGGGGGCUGGCAUGUUGGCGGGUGACCACUGGGACCACUCCAUCCCCCUUGCCCACUAUUUCUACCUGUCCGAGUGCAGCCCUAGCACUGAAACCUGUGCCUGCAAAGAAAGAGGCAGCAAAGGGUUUCAUCUGAGGUCCCUGCUGCUGGCGUGGACACAGCCCUGUGACACUGCCUCUGACUGGGGCCAGAAGAAGGGAGGGGGUGGGCAGGGGAUGGGCUGUUUGCCAGGACAGGGCCUGAUCAGGAUGCCUCCGACCACAUAACAAUUGUUUCUGGAAACCCCAGUGAGGAAACCAAGACCAAGAACAGCACGGAGGCUGAGUCGUCUCAUGAAAAACAGGAAGAAAAUAUAACACUGUGUAUUUAAGCACCUUUUUCAAGGCUCUUAAUGGAUAAUAUUUAUUCAUGGGAAAAGGUGGAAAACAAAAUCACCAAUGGAUUUUUUGUGAAAUGUUUUUCCUCCAUGGACCCAACACCUUUAAACCAAAACAAUGUAUUUUGUGAGGUUGGUUUUUAUUUUUAUUUUUUUCCCUCCUUUUAUAGCUAAAGCUUUUGGGCUCAAAGUCAGUUAUUGCUGAGUUCUCUCUCUCCAUUCUCCAGGUGAGUGAGGUCACCUUUGCUUGGGCCCACGUCGCCCAACUGACCUGCACAGAGCUGUCAAGUGACCACACAGCGACCCUUUCGCUGUCUGUCUCCUUUGUCUCUUGUCCCUCUGCUUCCCCCUGGCUGUUUCUGUGUUCAACUGUCUGUCUAUAAGGAUCGGUGAUCCUGAAGUGAGCUGUGCUAGCAAAGCCUUUUUCCAUCACUGCCAAGCAUUGGACUUGUGCCUAGGAGUCAGGCCCAACUGAACGCAAGCGCACAGGAAAAAGAAUGAAGCAAAGAACAGGAAAGGGAAGGUGAGGUAAGUUAACCUAGCCGAGAGGUGCUUCCCUUGUGAUUGGAAUCACGGGUGUUUGCAGCUGCACUUUCAGGGGAAGAGAGGGAUGGUCAGAUCUCUCACAGUGGGUCUUGAAAAAGGAAACAGCACCUGAGAAGUGGUCACCUCUGCUGUGCACCUAUGAAGAACCACCCAGGGAGGUGGCUGCCACGGGUUCCUAUGGCACCUUGUUAGGUGCCCUUCCUUCAGGAUACGUUACAAACCCCACAAAGAGCAGUAGGAAGGCCCAUGAGCAGUUUCUUCCCAAGAAGACAGUGGGAAGGGACUGAGUCUUCUGACGUCAUUGGAGGCAGUUCCUGCACAAAGGCUGCUCCACCCUAUGGAGGGUGCUGGCAAGCAGGAAAGCAAGAGUGUCUACAGGAUCCUUACUUGGUCUGAAAGAUGCCUUGGGGUCUGAAGCAUCUUCAGGCCUGAUUUCUGAAGAGCUGAAAUGGGGGAGAACUGGUCACCUCCAUGCAAGCGAGGGGAUGAAGAUUAUUUCUUAAGCAUGUGGACAGAAUUCUGUUCAAGUAUUUGCAGCACUGGUGGGGCUGGGCGCAGGAUUUCUGGACUCUUAGUACCCAUCUUCACCACUUACAGCAGAGCAGGUGGGCCUCGGGGUUAGUGACAAGCCCUUUCCUGCCCCCCCAACCCCAGUACCCUACUGCAGUCCCUGUAGCCUAAGCUCUGAGAUACACGAUCUCCUUAUCCAUCCCGCAGCUUAGUGGUUAGCUGUUUAUUUGCAAGCUAAGAAUUUCUCUGCCCACCACAGCCAUCUAGAUGAGUUUCACUAGCCAGGAACCUGAAAACACCUUCGUGGGGCUUCCCUAUGACCCCAGCUCCAAUGACCCUGUAGUUCCAGUGAAGCCAGAAGAUUUUGAGGUAGCACCUAAGUAGAAGGUAGACAGAAGGGAAGAGGAGAGGGAGCCUUUGGUCUUUAUCUCUCUGGGCUUAUCCUCUGACCACUGACAGUCCCUGCUCUGGGUUUAGCCUCAAGGUUUUCUUCUUGUUAUAGGGAUGGGUUGGCUCUGGCCAAAACUCUUUUGAGUUUUGGUGUAAGAAACCAGGAAAACAUAACAUCCAACUACAAAAGAAUAUGUGUAUAUGCUCACACAAUCAACCUAAACAUAUCAUGGACACAUAUCAAGGAAGGCAGAGAGGGUUAUGCACACUAAACUGAGUGGGCCAAGGGACAGAAGUAAGUAGGAACAUGUGGCAUCUACAAACUGCCUGUGUUUGGUUUAAGAACAUUGCAAGGUUAGAAUGAUGACUGAUUCAAGCAAGGAGCUACAUGUCACUGGGACACUGUACCACGGAGCAUGUUAGUGGUUCUCAUGAAGAUUAAUGCAUUUAAAAAAUCAUGUCCCAGAACAAGUUUCUGGAUUUUAUUGACCUUAGUGAGAGAUGAAUGUUUUGGGUCCCUUUAAUUUCAUUUCCGAAGCUAGUAGUAUCAUGCCAGUUCCUAGUGAUCAUUAGACCAUCUCUUUCAUCUUACUCCCCCAUUGCAGUCUUUGCUAGGGAUAAGAGGUCCAGCCCUCCUCUGGUCAAAACUAUCAAGAAAAAAACGACUCACAGCAAUACAGUUGCUAAAGCGUGUUUGCAAAUACACAGAGGGGGCAAAGUAUGCUAAGUCAUUUACUAAGUCUAACUCAUCGGCUAGUGACUAAAGAACCAGGAUAUGAGAAUGGACUCAGGCUUCGUGGCUCAUGAACCAUUUUAGCAUAACAAAAGGAUCCCAAAACCUGCACUCCAGCAAUCCUACUAAGCAUUAUGGAGGAAAGUGGGGGAGGGUCAAAAAAUAACAGGCUAUGUUCAAAUGUUGGAUGGAUGGAAACUUGGAAAAAAACAGUAUUCAGAGAACACACCUAGAAGAGAUGAAGGAAUUCCUGAUUCAUUUUACAGUAUAGAAAUGUGAGACCCAGAGAACUUGGUUCCCUUACUGUAACACAGUCAUUUAAGGACACACUUGGGACCAGAGCACAAAACCCUUGACUAUUUGCCCUUUCCAAGUUAUGUGUUCAAGGCUCAUCAAAGGUGGCAUGCCAAGACAAGGCACUAAGUCAGCACUACUUGGAUGUAGCUCUUGGAAAUCACCUGAUGUGUUCAUGCAAAUCACACUUUGUAAGCAACAACUCCCUAGACAAAGCCAGCCAGGGAUGAUCAAUUCUAAUAGAAACAACAUGAACAAAAGAAUAAUCAAGUUUUUUUUUUUUCCCCAGUCAAAUUUUCUCCAUGAAAAACAGGCUUGAACAAUGACAUUUAAGCAUACCUUUCCUUUUGAUUGCUACAAUCUGUGAUGGCAAUGGCUCACUAAAUCAAUUCUUGCUUCAGAGAUUAAAAUUACAAAGGGCACAAAGAAACUGGAUGGCUUGCCCAAGUUCACAUGGCAAGUUAGUAACAGAGCUGUGACCCAUCAAGGACUUGGACGUCGUAUCCUGGGUGUUCCUCUAGUCAUAUUCUGUGUCUCCAAGGCUCGCUCACAUUUUAAGACCUGGACGUCAAGUUUGGUGAUUACAGGAAACAUUUCAUUCAGAACCACCAUGAAGCAGCAGGAACUCCAGAGGCAAACUGUAUUAUUUCUUCCUCAUUCCCAAUUUUCCUAACUAGUCUCAAGCUCAGGACUAAAUGUACAGAACCCCUUUCAAAAGACCAACAGGCAUUCUCAGUAACAGUUACUGAGAUUAACAGCAUUAGUCUACAACCACAUAAUUUGAUCAGUUCAUGACCCAUGAUUGGAAGGCCACAUAUGGAACAUCUGAGAACUUAACCCAAUUUUGUCCUGCAGUUUAAGAUCAUGUCUUUUCCUUGUUAGAAUGCAGGUAGGAAAGUGUUCAUGAAAGCAUCACAUACCUGGAUUGUCUUUUUUUCUUUUGUAACAGUAGUGACUGAAAGUGAGCUAACACUGUAUUUGAAAUUAUUAAUGGAUUUCAGUCUUCUAGUCAAUUAUUAGGUAACUUAGAAAGGCAGGAUACCAACAUGGUUCAGUUAAGGCAUUUUAGUUUCCCUUUUAUUCUAGUUGAUAACCACGAUAAUAUGAGCGUGAGAAAUGUUUAUUUUUCCUCUGAUUUCCUAUGAAUUCUUAUUACUUGCAAAGCUUUAAAAUGACUGAAGCCCCUAUCAUGACACAUAACGUUGGAGCCCAAACAGCAUCAUGAAAAGCAUCAUCCGAGCUAAGAGAAAGUGGAGAUCCGAAAAUGAAACAGCUUUUUAAAGGGGUUCCUUAUAAGUCUUGUUUUCUAUUCAGGAUGUUGUAUGUUUUCUCAUCAAAUGUAGGAAUGACAUCUAUCUUAGCAGGUUACUUCAACUACACUGGCUAAUGUCACUCUUAGCCAGUGUAGGGCACUGACCCAAGUCCUGGGGACUCCUUGGACCAAUGGACUAUUUUACAAACCUGGGAGGUGGGAGGGAUGGUAUAUUUUUGAUAAUCAGACAUUCCAAUUUUUCCUUAUAGGUCACACUCCCUCCAUUAAUGUUAUUGUGAAAAACAUCAAGUAUGUUCUUUUCUAUUUUCAUAUAAUAAAUGGGCUUUGCUUAUCAACCAUCACAAUGGCAAAGAAGAAACACACUGUACAAACUGCAGGAAGACAAACAUGUGAAAACUUUCUGUGGAAAAACAAAACUAAGUUUCGUGUCGUCUUCUUUUGAAAGUGUAGUGCUUAUGUUAAAACGUAUAUCAUUUACAGUAUUGAGUCGUGUGCCACUGCUGUACCUGAUGUAUCCAAUCUGGAUUAAACAAUGUGCCACAAACCCUAAAA
Molecule: messenger RNA, 6709 nt
Organism: Jaculus jaculus (lesser Egyptian jerboa)
Lineage: Eukaryota; Metazoa; Chordata; Mammalia; Rodentia; Dipodidae
Gene: Kcnd3
Product: potassium voltage-gated channel subfamily D member 3
Exons: 7
Coding region: 28-1995 (655 amino acids)
Biological process (GO): protein homooligomerization; potassium ion export across plasma membrane
Cellular component (GO): membrane; voltage-gated potassium channel complex; neuronal cell body
Molecular function (GO): A-type (transient outward) potassium channel activity; protein binding
Source: RefSeq, a predicted model, not a curated record